Strongylus vulgaris is the source of this 114-nucleotide messenger RNA. Lineage: Eukaryota; Metazoa; Nematoda; Chromadorea; Rhabditida; Strongylidae. The record is from the annotation of a GenBank genome assembly.
AUGUUCCGGACCGACGACAUUCUCGUAGGCGUACGGUGCAUACAGAAUCGUGUGACCGUUGCCGGUCCAAACCGCAUGCGACGACAUCGUGCUCGAAUGCCGCCAGCCGCCCGG